AUGGCGCGAAAGAUCGCCACGCUGUUGUUGCUUUUUGCGUACGGCUCCUGCAUGAAGAUGCGGGAGACCGUCGAGCGGACGGUCAUGGUACGGACCACUGGCUCUGACCUUCAGCCGGCCGCCACCGGCUACAUAUACAAGAAAGAAAGUAAUGGCCCCGCCAGUGUCGUUAAAAUGGGAGAAAGUGAAGUGAUUGAACAUUUUUCUAAACUGUACACUAAGCCCGAGGCGUUUAAGGCACCCUUGCCCGCCGCUGCUGGACCUUUCUAUGCCAAAGAUGAAGAUGAAGCCAAAGCUGCUUCGUACACCGCGGAGGAACAUGUUAAACCCGUUGAAGAGAAAACUGAAGACGAACACGACGAUCGUAUAGACGGGCUAGCAGCCGAGAACUACGACAAAAUCUUCGAAGAUUACGCAAAGCGGUACGGGUCAGGUUACAAAGAUGAUUUUUCAGACUAUUUGCAUGGAUUAGGACAUUUCGAUCACGGUAUUUACCACGACUUUGGGGGUGGGAAGGACUUUGGUGCGAAAGGAUAUUACGGUCAUGGGGAUAAAGGAUAUGAAGGACACGGGAAAAAAUAUCAUUACGAGAAAGGAGAAGCGGGGAGUUACCACUCAGGAAAACAAGAAGGUUACGGAGUAUCUAAAGAGGGAGGCCUCAAGGGCCAUUAUGAUGAAGCCGAUGGUCACGGGAAGCACUACGCUCACGGACAUGAAUACAAAGGAGAUGAUCACGGACACAAAGCUGGUCACCUCAAAGGAGAAGAGGUCGAUGGAUAUCACAAAGUCUUCGAUAAAAACGAAUACAAGAAGAACAAAGACUUUUACGAUGCAGAAGGUCUCAAAGGAGACCACCACAAGUACGAAGAUGGACAUGCAAAUCAUGGAUCAGGGGCCGGAGGGUACGAGAAGGGAGAGUCUCAUGAUUCAGGACAUCACGAGAAGGGUUUCGGAAAAGGAGGACACUUCGCCAAGGAGUCUGGAGACGAGCAUGACGCAGCACAUUCCUCAGAGGAAGAUGGAGAAGCCCAUCAUCACAAAGGAGGAAAAUUCGGGGCUAAGGGCGAGAGCUUCGCUUACGAAGUCAAGCACUGA
This is a messenger RNA of Helicoverpa zea (corn earworm), 1095 nucleotides long. Its product is annotated as keratin, type I cytoskeletal 9-like. NCBI's taxonomy places the organism in Eukaryota, Metazoa, Arthropoda, Insecta, Lepidoptera, Noctuidae. The transcript has a single exon. The record is from RefSeq and is a predicted model, not a curated record. The coding region runs from base 1 to 1095 and encodes 364 amino acids.